AUGACAAAACGACCCAAUUUUCUCAUCAUUGUCGCGGACGAUCUGGGCUUCUCGGACAUCGGCUGCUAUGGCUCGGAAAUCCAGACUCCUGUCCUGGACCAGCUAGCCAGCGAGGGCAUACGGUUCAGCGACUAUCACACGGCCGCCGUGUGCUCGCCAACGCGCUCAAUGUUGUUGAGCGGCACGGACUGUCACCUCGCCGGCCUUGGGAUCAUGUCUGAAUUCAGGACAGUAGAUCCCGAGCGCUACAACGUCCCCGGCCAUGAGGGCUACAUGAACCACGACAUCGCCGCUCUUCCCGAACUGCUUCAGGACGCUGGGUACUUUACGGCCAUGGCUGGAAAGUGGCACCUUGGCUACAAGAACGAUUUCGGGCCUCAUUCGCGAGGGUUCGAUCGAAGUUUCGCGAUGCUGCCUGGCUGCGCCAACCAUUUCGGCUGGGAGCCCGCCUGGAACAAGGAGCCCGGCGGCCGACGACCGGCCAAGUUCGUCCCCGGCCAUUCAGCGCCGCUCUAUACGGAGGACGGUGCGCGGUACAUGCCCACGCCCAAUACCGAGAGCGAUCCUGCCAAAGGCUUCUACAGUUCCGACACCUACGUCGAGACGCUGAUGAGAUACUUGGACCAACGGGACGGAAAGCCGUUCUUUGCGUUUCUCCCCUUUGGAGCACCGCACUAUCCAUUACAGUGCCCGAAAGCCGACCGCGACAAGUAUGCCGGCCUCUACGAUGAUGGGCCCGAUGCUCUGCGACUUCGAAGGCUCGAAUCGCUCCAGAAAAUUGGCAUGGUCGCACACGGCACUGUUGCGCAUCCAGUCGUCGCCACGACAGCCGAGUGGGAAACAAUGACGACAGAGGAGCAGAAAAUGUCGUCCAAGGCGAUGGAGAUCUUCGCUGGCAUGGUGGACGGGAUCGAUCAGGCAGUAGGGAAGAUCAUCGACUAUCUCAAGCGAAUCGGAGAGCUGGACAACACUGUCAUUAUGUUUAUGAGCGAUAAUGGCGCAGAAGCAGCUGCGUGGGAGGGCAAUGCCGCCAAUGGUCCAGACCUCCUGAAAACCAUCGAGACGUACUAUGACAACUCGUACGACAACUUGGGCAACUACAACUCAUUUUGCUGGUAUGGCCCUCGGUGGGCCCAAGCGUCGACGGCCCCUGGGAGGCUGUACAAGGCGUACAACACCGAGGGCGGUAUUCGAGUCCCCCUUAUUGUGAGAUAUCCCCAAUUGAGUGGACACGAACCGGGCACCAUUUCACACACCUUUGCCACGUGUAUGGACAUCAUGCCGACUUUGCUCGAUCUCGCGGGUGUCAAACAUCCGAACCAGCUGUCGGGAGGCCAAAAGGUUCCGUAUAGGGGCCAAAUGGUCUAUCCCAUGCGUGGAAAGUCUUGGGUCCCACACCUUGCUUCCAAAGCGCCAAUUUACGGUGAAGAACCUGUGGGUUGGGAGAUGUUUGGACGGGGCGCCAUGAGAAAAGGCAAGUGGAAGAUAAACUGGAUGUCGAAAAAGGAUCAUGGCAAAGGCACGUGGGAAUUGCACGACUUGUCUCGAGAUCCCGGAGAGACUCUGGAUCUAGCGGAGCAGUACCCUAGUAAGCUAAAGGAGCUGGUUGACGAUUUUGACGUCUACGUCAAGCAGACGGGAACGGUUUGGGGUCUUCCGCUCGACAUGACCCAACCUCGGAGACCGUUGCCCGCAGAUAUGAUUGGCGGUGAUCCGAUCGCUGACCAGCGGGCAUGGAUGGCAGUAGGAAGGGGAGAAAGGCCGAGAGUCUGA
This is a messenger RNA of Cladophialophora immunda, 1773 nucleotides long. RefSeq lists its product as uncharacterized. The transcript is spliced from 3 exons. The record is from RefSeq and is a predicted model, not a curated record. Bases 1 to 1773 code for a protein of 590 amino acids. Gene Ontology annotation, molecular function: arylsulfatase activity. NCBI's taxonomy places the organism in Eukaryota, Fungi, Ascomycota, Eurotiomycetes, Chaetothyriales, Herpotrichiellaceae.